Molecule: messenger RNA, 1623 nt
Organism: Penicillium macrosclerotiorum
Lineage: Eukaryota; Fungi; Ascomycota; Eurotiomycetes; Eurotiales; Aspergillaceae
Product: Efflux pump
Exons: 2
Coding region: 1-1623 (540 amino acids)
Biological process (GO): transmembrane transport
Molecular function (GO): transmembrane transporter activity
Source: RefSeq, a predicted model, not a curated record
AUGGGCUCUGGCGACUCCCCCGCAACGCAAACGGCCGUCGAUGUGCCUGGCUUCCAGCCCAGCGGCCGCUUCUACGCGGCGUUCAGCAGUCUCUGCAUCGUUAUUCUGGCUGCUGCCUUAGAUGCGACUUCGCUGUCCACUGCUCUUCCGAUCAUCUCCCGGGAGCUAGGCGGCUCCGCCAUUGAGGCGUUCUGGGCCGGCACCUCGUUCCUGCUGACGAGUACGGUCUUCCAGCUGACCUUCGGGUCGCUGUCCCAGACCUUCGGCCGCAAGUACCUCAUCAUCCUGUCACUGGUUCUGUUCACGGCGGGGUCAAUUGUGGCCGCCGUCGCGCAGAGCUUCACGACGCUGCUGGUCGGCCGCAGCGUGCAGGGCGUCGGCGGCGGGGGCAUCAUCAGCCUGACAGAAGUCGUGAUCACAGACUUGGUGCCGCUGCGCCAGCGCGGCACUUGGUUUGGAUAUGGGAGCGCGGUAUGGGCGAUCGGGUCGGUGACAGGCCCGGUGAUUGGCGGUGCCUUCGCGGAGAGUGCGUCGUGGCGGUGGAUUUUCUGGAUCAACCUGCCUAUCUGCGCGGUGGGCUUGGUGAUGAUCAUCGUGUUCCUCAAUUUGAACCGCGUGCCCGGAUCGUUGGGCUCGAAGCUGGCCCGGUUCGAUUGGACUGGCGUCUCGCUGCUAACGGUGUCAGCAACGAGCCUACUGCUCGCUGUGUCGUGGGGCAAUGUCAUGUACCCGUGGUCAUCGUGGAAGACGAUUGUGCCCCUAGUCCUAGGAAUCCUGGGCCUGAUCGGCUUUGUGUGGUAUGAGGCGGAAAUUCCACUGGAUCCUAUCGUCCGCAUUGCUGUUUUCAACCAGCGUACGGCGUUGGUCAGUUACUUGGGGACGUGUAUCCACGGCAUCGUGCUCUGGUGUCUACUCUACUACCUGCCCCUCUACUACGAGUGCGUUAAAGGCUACAGUGCCAUUAUCUCCGGCGUGAGUGUCUUCCCCGAAACAUUUACCGUGGCGCCGGCGUCCAUUGUCGUCGGCGUCCUGAUCACGAAACUGGGGCGUUUCCGGUGGGCGAUCUGGGGCGGCUGGACGUUGAGCACGCUCGGCAUGGGUCUGCUCUACCUGCUUGACCCGCGAACCUCCAUCCCCGUGUGGAUCUUCCUCAACCUCGUCCCCGGUGUCGGGCUGGGCAUGCUCUUCAACAGCCUCGGAUACGCGACGCAAGCCGGCGCCCAGGAAAAGGACUCGGCCUGUGCUGCUUCCAUGUACACCUUUGCACGCUCCUUCGGCCAGGGCAUCGGCGUCGCAGUGGGCGGCGCCAUCUUCGACGCCCAGUUCGCCAUCAAGCUGCGAACGUACCCGGCCCUGGCUUCCGAAGCGGCCCAGUUAUCGCGGGAGGCGAGUGCACUUGUGGAAAUUGUGAAAGCGAUGAAUCCGGACUCGCCCCGACGGGCAAUGAUUAUAGAGGCCUAUGCGGACAGUCUGAGGGUUGUCUGGGCCACGAUGGCAGGGCUGGCCUUCGUUGGGCUUGUGACAAGCACGCUGACACAGAAGCUUGAUGUCAAUCGGACGCAUGAAUCAGAACAAUGGUUACAGAAGGGGGAGAAGUCCUUGAGCUCGGCAACUCCCGCUUGA